This is a messenger RNA of Pantherophis guttatus, 4714 nucleotides long. RefSeq names its product diacylglycerol lipase beta (gene DAGLB). NCBI's taxonomy places the organism in Eukaryota, Metazoa, Chordata, Lepidosauria, Squamata, Colubridae. Gene Ontology annotation, molecular function: triacylglycerol lipase activity. Gene Ontology annotation, cellular component: plasma membrane; cytoplasm. Gene Ontology annotation, biological process: arachidonate metabolic process; diacylglycerol catabolic process; neurogenesis. The record is from RefSeq and is a predicted model, not a curated record.
UCAAGGGAGAGCUCUACGCAUGCGCCUCUUUGGGAAGAGGCCACCAAAACAGGAAAAAAAAAAAAGCAGUCGGCCCGGGGAUCCUGGCGUGACGUCACGGCGUUCUGACUCCGCGGGGCGCGAGGCGAGUCUGCUUUUUUGCAAAAGCGAAGCCGCCGAAGCGCGGAGGGUGCAAAGCCGGGCAGUGGUAGAAGAAUUGAAGCCCGAUUUCCACUAUGCCUGGAUUGAUGUUGUUCGGCCGGCGUUGGGCUAUCGGCAGUGAUGACUUUGUCUUCCCUGGAAGCUUUGAGUUGUUCAUCAGAGUGACCUGGUGGAUCGGAAUUUUGGUUUUGUAUUCCAUACACAAAGGACAAUUUAACUGUACCGGAGGAGGUCUUCUGAAUAACUACCUUCUCAUCCUCCUUAUCCUCCUGGCGUUCAUCAUAGCUGCUUUGUCGUCAAUUACAUACACUAGCAUGCAAGGAACCAUUUCCAACCCCGGGCCAAGAAAAUCCCUUCCGAAACUUCUGUACGUCCGCCUGGCUCUUUACGUCCCAGAGCUUGUCUGGGCUGUUGUUGGAACUGUGUGGAUAGCCGACAAGCGAGUCAACUGCGAAAGAGCUAUGAUCGAUGCCAUUUUUGGGACCGUUAUUGUCAGCUGGGUGAUCAUGGUCUUCAUGCUGGUGGCCGUUUUCAUUUUCUUCGACCCUCUCGGGAGGAAGUCGGUCUACCUGGCCGACUACGCCACUCGCAAUCUGGAGAGCAGCCAGUCGGAGCAGCUGUUUUGCAACAUCAAGAAGAGGGCCACGCGAGUCUGGGAAAAGAGAAUCCGGUUGUUGUGUUGUUGCAUUGUGCAAAACGACGAUCACCGCGUGGCUUUUACCAGCAUCGCCGAACUUUUCCGUUCCUACUUCUCGGACACCGACUUGGUGCCGAGCGACAUAGCAGCAGGCCUGACUCUACUCCACCAGCAACAGGAUAAGGUCGAAAAUUCAAAAGACCCCGACGAAGUUUUAAUUCAGCCCCCGUCGCCUCCUGCAGGGAACGAUUUGGAGGUGGAAUUAGAAAACGCGGCUCAUUAUAUGAAGUUUGCCGUGGCUGCGUACGGCUGGCCUUACUAUGUCCUGGCGAAUCCUUUUACGGGUCUCUGUAAGCUGAGGGGGUUCUGUUGCAGAAACAGCUCAGCGCAGACGGAGAUCAUCGGGAGAGAUUAUCUUAACAUGCACUUCGGUUCCAUCAUGCAGAUGACGGGACUGCAAAACAGAGAUUUCAUCCACAUCAGCUUUCACAAUAAAAUUUUUGAGAUCCCUUUCUUCGUGGCCUUGGAUCACCAAAAAGAAGCUGUCGUGGUCGCCGUGAGAGGAACUUUAUCAUGUGAGGAUGUCCUAACGGACCUCUCAGCAGACUGUGAAAGCUUAACUCUUGAAGAUGUCCUAGACAAUGGCCUUGUCCAUAAGGGGAUAACCCAGGCUGCCAAUUAUAUUUAUAGAAGACUGAUAAACGAUGGGAUUUUGAACCAGGCGCUCAGCAUCGCACCCGAAUAUAAACUGGUCGUCGCUGGCCACAGCUUAGGAGGGGGCAUUGCCUCCAUCCUAGCUAUCAUGCUCAGAAACUCUUAUCCCAACAUGAGAUGCUACGCUUUUUCUCCACCUGGAGGCUUAUUGAGCAAAUCCCUUGCGGACUACACAAAGCAGUUUAUUGUGUCAGUCAUUGUGGGGAAGGACAUCGUUCCCAGGUUAAGCAUGCUCAAUUUGGAAGACCUGAAAAGGAGAAUUAUUAGAAUCGUUGCCAACUGUAACAAACCCAAGUUCCAGAUUCUCUUACACGGAUGCUGGUAUGAAGUUUUUGGAGGGAAACCCGAUAACUUCCCCACCGAACUGGAUGGCAGGAACCAAGAUGCUCUGACCCAGCCUCUCCUCGCCGAAGAGAACCUGAUGGUUCAGCAGUCGCCCUUGUACACUAGUUUAGACGACAAUUCACCCUUAGGGUCCAGCCCUCAAUACCCUCACUUGUUUCUCCCUGGGAAAAUCAUCCACAUCGUCGAAGAAAACAGCACAAAAGGCUGGUUCUCUUCUGAAGUCAAGUAUUCAGCCAGCUGGUCGCAAGAAACCGCCUUUGGUAGUAUUUUAAUCAGCCCCAAGAUGAUCACCGAUCAUUGGCCAGAUAUAGUCCUCAGAGCUCUCCAGAGCUUGGUUCAAACCGAAACAUCUUGCGUUUCGUGUCGAUCCCAAGGUGAAGCUUUCUGAAUGUUGUGUAAUGGCAGAGAUGGACAAGCACAACCUGACUGUGUGCCAGAUGUUCACAAGAACAGCCUUUUUAGCAGUUCAGCUGCGUGUGUCUAAAAGCAGAAGAUCAGAGAAAGAUCUUCAGAUGUUUCUGGAUGUCCCACCACCUUAAGGUUGAGGGUAACGUCUUCUGGAUUGCUUGUAACGGACCGAGAUGAUUCGUGUUGAAAGAUACGAUUUCAUGGAAGUUUUAAUAGGUCACAUCUGCCCAGGGGACUGUGGUGACAUGAGAAGAACCCAACUGAUGGAAAGCGAUGGUUGAUGUCCUUCUAAAGAUCCUUUAGAUCCGUCUGAUCUGCUACGUGUUUUUCGAAAGCACAUUAUGGGUCGCCAGACCAAUUCCCUGUGGCAUAGUGACACCUGAACUGCAAGGUUUACGAGGUACUUGUAAAUGUGUAAGUAAAUCCGGAAUCUUGGUGAAAAUUAACCUCAAGACUUCGCCUAUUUUGGAUACGCACUGAUGAUGAUUAAGUUUCUGCCGAUGAUCAGAAAUGUCUUGGUUUUUUCCUUUCUUUCUUGAAAGGAAGAAAGCAUUUUAGAUGCUUUUCACUGACGGAACUCUUAAUUCUUGGGGGUCUGUGCAAUUACGUCUGUUUUUGUUUACAGUUCUUUUUAACACCGCUGAAUGUGCAAUUAACGAUAGAAAAUUUAAAAGCCACGGUCUUCGGUUCGUGUUAGCACAAAUUUUAACUCUGUAUCAAGAUUUUUUAUUUUUUGUUUAGAAAAACAAUCCUACCGUGUUCUAUCGAGCUGAUAAAAAGUUUGGCGUGAUUGUUUUAAAAGAAACAAAUCCAGAUCAAGUUGAUUAAGAGGAUUCUUCAAAACUUUGAUUGCUGUCCUAAUGGUGAUUGGUAGGUGAUGUUUUUGGAUAGAUCUUCUAGUAAGCUAAUUUUUAACGCAUCCACUUCCUGGAAAAAUUAACGCAAAUCCAAGGAAUGCUAUUAAAAACAAAUGUAUUUCUGAUCUGGAAGCAGACUAAAUUUGAAUUUGGCAUUCCUUUUUAAUCUCAGUCUGCUUUCAGUGGCAAAUAAGAAGCAGGUCAGUAAUGGGCUUAAAAAAAAAUCCAGAUUUUAAGUACAGGUAGUCCUCGACUUAUGACCACAAUUGAAAUCAGAAUCUCUGAAAGUGAAUCUUUGGCUUUGCUGGUUGGAAGGCAGUUGGGAAGUCACAAGUGGCAAUCACAGGAGCCUGGGAUGCUGCAGUUGUCCUAAAUAAUAUGACAAUUGCCAAGAACCCAAAUUUUGAUUACGAUUGUGGGAAUGCUGCGAUGGUUAAGUGCAGGGACCAGUUUUAAUUUGUUUUUUAGUGUAAAUUUGGUAAGCAAAUGGUUAUAAGUCAAGGACCACCUUUAAGGCCAAGACAGAAUUCCAGAGUUAGAUUUGAAAAUGUGUUUUAUCUAUACAGUAGUGGCCAAAAUUGUGGAAACCUUUUGGGAAAAGUGUAUUUUUGAGGUUUGGUGGCUAAUAACACUACUUUUUUUGAGGGGGGUUUCAAGAUAAUCCUAUUCCACUGCUGGAAUGGCCUGGGAAUAGCCCAGACCUUCCCCAAUUGAAAAUCUAGGGAGCCGACUAAAGAAACUUGUUAGUCAGAAGCGACCCAGCAAUAAAACCCAGUUAAUAGAAGCCAUCAUUCAAUCUUGGUUUCACAUUAGAAUAGCCGCAGAACUAAAAGACUUGGUUCACUCCAUGGGAAGACGUUGUAAGGCCGUAAUUCAUGCUAAAGGUUACUCAACUAAGUAUUAAAUGACAUGGUGAUAAUUUUUGUAUAUCUCAUUUUUUCUACGUGUUUCCCUUUUCUUCUUUAUACUGCAACUGCUAUUCUAAUAGCAAAUCCUUCAUAAAAGUUAUUGCAUUACAUUCUUGAUUAAAAUUAUCUUUCUAUUGAUAUAUAAUUUUAUGGUAUUGCUCCAAAAAAAAAGUGGUGUUAUUAGCUAGUUUUAGAAAAUACACUUUUCCCAAAAGGUUUCCAAAAUUUUGGCCACUACUGUAUAUACUUUCUCUUGCACAUAUUAAUAUUUGGUGCCUAACAUGGCAUGUUUUCUCUUAAGCUAACAUGUGGAUUAGCUUAAACUAAUGUGAAACUGACUAGUUUUAUCAGUUUUAUCUACCAUUAUUCAUGCUAUACAAGAGUGUUAUGGGCUGAGUUUGCAUUGGGCAAUUUUAAAGAGUCUCAUGAAAGAGAGGUCUCUCCCCCCCCCAAAAUGGGUCAAAUAUCUACAGUUGGCUCCCUAAAGCUCACUGCUGAAAUAAGCAAUGUUUCUGCAUAAAAAAUGACUUUGUUGGAAGAAUAAAGAAAAAGUGGCAUUCUGGACAGUAUCCCUGUUGGGUGCAGCAAAUGCACAAAAUUAUGGAAGGAGGGAGGGGGUCUAGCAAUGAGGACCGUUGGCCUAAGCAUCAUCUAUAGAUAACAUCCCGAUAUUUUUUUUCCCCAUUAAAAAUAAGUUUCCACCC